Molecule: messenger RNA, 1551 nt
Organism: Schizosaccharomyces japonicus yFS275
Lineage: Eukaryota; Fungi; Ascomycota; Schizosaccharomycetes; Schizosaccharomycetales; Schizosaccharomycetaceae
Product: CMGC/SRPK protein kinase Dsk1
Exons: 1
Coding region: 1-1551 (516 amino acids)
Biological process (GO): mRNA splice site recognition; cytoplasmic stress granule disassembly; regulation of mitotic nuclear division
Cellular component (GO): spliceosomal complex; cytoplasmic stress granule; cytoplasm
Molecular function (GO): protein kinase activity; nucleotide binding; protein serine/threonine kinase activity
Source: RefSeq, a predicted model, not a curated record
AUGGAGGGAAGCUCUCUUUGUGGGUAUUCAGAAAACAGUGAAAAGGCAGCGGCAUUGGGCACUAAAGGGGCGAAAAUUAAAGAGAAAAAGCCUGUAAGCUACCAAAAAACUACUGCGUCAAAAAACGGGCCGUCCCUGCUGUCGCAUCCUACACCUGGCAAACCCAGAGCUCCAAAAACCUCUGAGGAGAGUGUUGAGGACUAUCGGUACGGCGGUUACCAUCCUGUCUAUAUUGGCGAAGAAUUUGCUAAAGGAACCUACGUUGUUGUACGGAAACUUGGCUGGGGUCACUUUUCAACGGUUUGGUUAGCCUUUGAUAAAGUUCACAAGCGCCACGUCGCACUGAAAGUCGUUCGCUCAGCCGAGCAUUAUCGAGAAACUGCCAUUGAUGAGAUUCGUUUGCUGCAAAAAGUCAACAAUGGCCCCGACGAACAUUUGGGCAAGAAACAUGUUCUUUCCUUGAUUGAUUAUUUCUCUCACAGCGGUCCAAACGGCGUUCACAUUUGCAUGGUUUUUGAGGUGUUGGGUGAAACGCUGCUGAGUCUAAUUCGAUCCUUUGGCCAUCGGGGUGUGCCUAUCGGACUCGUAAAGCAGAUUUCAUACCAACUGCUUAUUGCGUUGGACUAUUUGCACAGAAAAUGUGGUAUAAUUCAUACCGAUCUUAAACCAGAAAAUGUCCUUAUUUGUUUAGACAAGGAUGUUUUGGAAUCCAUUCUGGAACACGAAAACAGUGUGUUGCCAAAACAAAAUUUAAAAGAAGAGAAUGCUGGAGUUCACCCCAAUCGCUUUAACAACCGUCGUCGACGAGUUCCCUCUGCUUUUAUCGAGAGUCGUCCAUUGAUGAACGGUGUCAGCACAGUACAUCGUUGCUCUCAGCCAGAAGACGAAGCCGCGUCUUUGGAAGGCAGUGUUUCCGGUUUGUGUCUUAAUGACUGUGCUUUGAGGAAUAACACUGAGUUUCCUCCCAUCACAGUUAAAAUUGCCGACCUGGGAAAUGCUUGUUGGACGUACAAACACUUCACCAACGACAUUCAAACUCGCCAGUACCGGUCUCCGGAGGUGAUUCUGGGUUGCAAAUGGGGCGCUUCUGCUGACAUCUGGAGUUUUGCUUGUCUUGUCUUUGAACUAUUGACGGGUGAUUACCUGUUCAAUCCGAAAAAUGGAAACUCAUACUCAAAGGAGGAUGAUCACAUUGCACAAAUCAUCGAACUUAUCCAAAGGUUUCCUAAGCAUGUCGCACUUUCCGGUACAUAUUCACGGAGGAUUUUCGAUCGUCGUGGAGAGUUGCGGCACAUUGGCCGAUUACAUUAUUGGCCUCUUAAAAAUGUUCUUGCUGAAAAAUAUCACUUCUCCGAAGAGGAUGCCCAAAACAUCUCCGACUUUUUAACGCCCAUGUUGGAGUUCGAUCCUAGUAAGCGCCAUAACGCUGGCUACAUGUCGAAAGCCCCAUGGUUGAAGGAAGUCGCAGACGCGUCCUUUUCGCCCCACGUUCGGGGAGCCACUGGAGAAGGUAUCGCUGGCUGGGCUUCAGAAGCAAAACGAUUUGUAUAA